Molecule: messenger RNA, 1692 nt
Organism: Cladocopium goreaui
Lineage: Eukaryota; Dinophyceae; Suessiales; Symbiodiniaceae
Source: the annotation of a GenBank genome assembly
AUGGGGCCUCCCCAGCCCUUGGUGGAUAAUUUUCGCUGGGCCCAUGAAAGUGUGGCCUGGAUGAAAAUGCAUGCCAAAUCCACCUGGUUUUUCGAAACCAGAGAUUUGCCUCUAUCCAGUUGGUUUUCUGGAUACGGCUGCUCCGAGCUGGCGGCCGGGUUUCUCAAUGCUGCUCGGCGGAGAGUUGCGGGGGAAGAUGAGAAGGAUUCUGACGCAUUUUCUGCUGCCCAUCAAUUUGAGAUCAACGUCAAAGCCAGGACUGCUGCCAAGGAGCAGUUGCCCGAGCAUUCGUGCCAGUUUGUAGACAUCAUGAGGAUUUUGAAUGAUGAUGAUCGCAAAAAGUUGCUCAAAAUGGAGAAAGAUGAGACCAAGGGAGAGAAAGACUUCUGGGAUUUCCUUAAAACAGUGGAUUUGUCGACUCACAGUUUGUGCGCGAAGCAUUGUGAAAGUUGCGAGCUGACCAUGUCCAUCCUAAAUGUCACCGGAUCCCAGCGCGUUCACUAUUCAACUUUGGGCAAAAAACAAGAUGGUCAUCUCCAGAAGAAUGAAGGAUUCCUCUCAGACUACUUGAAAGAGAAGGCCGAGGCGUUCGGAUACAAGCAUUUAGGCACCAUGCGGGCAACUGGCGCAGACUGCAAUCUCCAGGUGAACUCCCGCAAGCGCGUGUAUGACGUGCUGAUCUUGGAACAGUUCUUUGAGGUUGUCGAUGACCCUGUUGAAGUUUAUCAGAGAAUUUCGGCUUUUCUCCAAGAGAAGUUGCAACCUGUCACUAUGGGGCAUGUUUGUUGGGCAACCGACCUGAAAGACAUCCUGCAUGAGGUUCAAGAGAACUACAACAAGUCAUGUGGACUGUCGUUGACAGAGGUUUCUGACAUAUUCUCCAAUGGGGAUGGGGAUUGGUUGAAGCUCCUUAGCAAAACUGAAAGGGACAACUACGCAAACUAUCUGGAGAAACUUGAGAUGACCGACAUUCCCACAAUGAAAAGAGAAGCUCGAGGUGUGUGCGUGGCACAAAACCCAGAUGUGGUGUGCAUGAGUGGCAGUGCUGAAGCCCUUCCAGCAUUCACCCGAGAGUCGACCAAACGCAUCAUGAUGACAAACAAAGAUCGGUGGAUUCUGGCACUCGAAAAACUGGCAAUUUCUGGUUUCCCAGUGCACAAGGAUUUGGCUGAAGCAGCAGGGGUGCCUUUGAUCCAAAUCGAAAAAUUUGAUGGGUGGCACCGGUGCGUGGGAAAUGGCAUGAUCAUACCAAAUGUUGGUGUGGCCAUUGCUGCUGUGAUGAGUUCUUUGAAGCCAUUGCCUGCGUUGCAGGCCUACUUGGAAAAGGCUCUCACUCAGAGGAGCAUGCAGGGGAUACCGCAAUCCCUCAAGUGGCACGGGGGAUGGAAAAAGUGGACUCUUGAAAUUUCUGGAACUACGCACCAGUUCAGCAAUAGAGAGGAUGCUUUGGCUGCCGCCAAGUGGGCCAAACACACUAGGGCAUCUCUGGAAAUCCAAACCAGAGACCAGCUCAAACCAGAAAUUGUGGCAGCAGCAGUGAAAGGCGGCAAGAAGAAUAAGGACGAUAUGGUAGAAUGCGUGCUGCGGCUUCGGUACCGCAAAUCCGGCUUCAACUGCUCUUGCUGCAACGAGGCUUGGUGUAUAUAUAUAUACAUACAUGUCUUCCCAUUAUCUCUUGAAUUCCGCCAAUAA